This is a messenger RNA of Vombatus ursinus (common wombat), 1696 nucleotides long. It is a transcript of the gene WIF1, whose product is annotated as WNT inhibitory factor 1. Gene Ontology annotation, molecular function: signaling receptor binding. Lineage: Eukaryota; Metazoa; Chordata; Mammalia; Diprotodontia; Vombatidae. The transcript has 10 exons. Gene Ontology annotation, cellular component: cell surface; extracellular region. The record is from RefSeq and is a predicted model, not a curated record. Bases 183 to 1322 code for a protein of 379 amino acids. Gene Ontology annotation, biological process: anatomical structure development.
AGCAGCCAGGAGAGGCCAGAAGACAGGCUCAGCGGUGCAAGGACGACCAGCAGGGGUAGAGGGAGAAGUAGUACGAACGCAGCGAGCAGCGAGCGGCAAGCUCAAGCGGGUGGGGCAGAGACGAGAGUUUCCGUGAGACCAGAGUUUCAGCAAAGUACCAAGAAUAAAUUCCGCUGCCCAGCAUGGCCAGGGAAAGCUUCCUCUCUUCUUUUCUAGUGCGGCUCUGCAGCAUCCUCCCGUGGCUUUUUGUCCUACAGACUGAAGCUGGGCCACAGCAAGAAGACAGCUUGUACAUGUGGAUUGAUGCUCACCAAGCAAGAGUCCUCAUAGGUUUUGAAGAGGAUAUUCUGAUUGUUUCAGAGGGGAAAAUGGCCCCAUUCACUCAUGAUUUCAGAAAAGCUCAACAGAGAAUGCCAGCUAUUCCUGUUAAUAUUCAUUCCAUGAAUUUUACCUGGCAAGCCACAGGGAAAGCUGAAUAUUUCUAUGAAUUCUUAUCUUUACGGUCUCUGGAUAAAGGCAUCAUGGAUGACCCCACUGUCAACAUCCCAUUGCUUGGGACAGUUCCCCACAAAGCAUCAGUUGUUCAAGUAGGAUUUCCAUGUCUUGGAAAACAAGAUGGAGUGGCAGCAUUUGAAGUGAAUGUGAUCAUAAUGAACUCUGAAGGUGAUAUCAUCCUCCAAACUCCUCAGAAUGCCAUCUUCUUUAAAACAUGCCAACAAGCCGAAUGCCCAGGAGGGUGCAGAAAUGGAGGUAUCUGUAAUGAAAGACGUGUCUGCAAAUGCACCGAUGGAUUCUACGGGCCUCACUGUGAGAAAGCACUCUGCAUACCACGAUGCAUGAAUGGUGGGCUCUGUGUUACUCCUGGCUUGUGCAUCUGCCCACCUGGAUUCUACGGUGUAAACUGUGAAAAAGCCAAUUGCUCAACAACCUGCUUCAAUGGAGGAACUUGCUUUUACUUAGGAAAGUGUAUUUGCCCACCAGGACUGGAGGGAGACCACUGUGAGAUAAGCAAAUGUCAGCAAGCCUGUAGAAAUGGUGGUAAAUGUAUUGGUAAAAAUAAAUGCAAAUGUUCCAAAGGCUACCAAGGAGAUCUCUGUUCCAAGCCUGUCUGUGAGCCCGGUUGUGGAGCACACGGGACCUGCCAGGAGCCCAAUAAAUGCCAGUGUAGGGAAGGCUGGCACGGACGGCAUUGCAACAAAAGGUAUGGAGCCAGCCUCAUGCAUGCCCUAAAGCCACCGGUUACCAAGCACAGACAGCACACGCCUUUACUUAAAAAGGCCGAAGAGAGGCAUGUUCCACCUGAAUCCAAUUACAUCUGGUGAACCCCCAGCAUCUGAAACGUUUUAAGUUACACCAUGUUCAUAGCCUUUGUUAACCUUUCAUGUGUUGAAUGUUAGAAUGCUGUUCAUUACAGGGAAGAAUACUGGCCUGAAUUUUAUUAGCUUCAUUAUAAAUCACCGAGCUGAUUUUCCUUUUAAGUCUUCUACGAGCUUCUUUAGCAUGGUGGCGUAGAUCUCAUUUUGAUUCUUUUUAACGACAUUUCUGUUAGAAAGUCCAUUGAUCAAGUUAAGCUUAGCUGCAGAUGAUUUUCCAAAACUGAAAAUGCAAUGGUAAGGUAGGUGAUUGUAGCACAUUAUAGAGGCGGUACCCUUGACUUAAAAAAAAAACAAACCACAAAUCACAGAGAAGGGAUUGG